AGAUAUUUCUGUGGGCCCAAGCACAAGAACAUCUGUGGAGACAAGGACCCCCACCUCUUUGGGUCCCCUUUGAAGUGCUGCAGUUCAUCGUGUGCUUUUUGCUUACAAGUAAGUUUGGGGUUGGUUCGGUAGAUAUGAGCUAACUGUGCUUAGAAAACCAGACACUGUUGGUGGCAUCAGUUCGUAAUUGUAAGCAAGACACAGUGAACAAGUAGAUUCUGUUGUCUCUUGCUUAAUCUUGAGGACUUUAGAAGUUUUGCGAUGUCACUAGUGUUGAUCUGAAAUUAGAAUUUACAUCCUCACUGAACCGGUGUCCAGGUUCGUGACACAACAGUGAGUUGUGUGUCACUGUCUUUGAGAUCCAUCAGUCACAUACCUCCCCCCCAAAACCCAAAAAAUUACUUACUUCUCUCAAUUUUUUGACUCUUGAUCUAAUUUAUUUAUGAAUUAAAGCUGGAGUCAUUCCAUUUUCGAAUAUCCUUAUAGACUUUUAAACUACUGAUGUGAUCGUUCAUCUUCACAAGAACUGGCCAGAUUUUGCUCUUGAUAAAAGUUGCUUUAAGCAGAUCAUCUGUAUAGUAGUAAAUACAUUUUCCACUUUUACCUGUCCUAGCAACUUAAAGGUAAUUGGCUAGGACCUGAGUUGGUAACCCAAAUAUUUAAAAACACGAGUGGUUAAAGUUUAAUCCAGUGUCAUGAUGAUGAUGUGGCAAUAGAUGCUGUCUGUCGGGGCUCAUUCUUUGCCGGGAGAGCAAGGUGGUGGUAACGCCCACGUAGUGUGGUCUCUCACGGAAUAUGGGAUGAGAAAAGCAGACCUCGUUACCAGUUGAAAGCAGGAUUUUCCACCAUGAAUGGAUACCCCAACUGCUCUUCUAACUACACCGAAAUCUGGAGUCAUUACUUAGUACUUGCACUGGGCAUCCCUCAGCUGACCAUUAACAUAGCAUCUGUGAUCUUCAACUGCACGGUCAUCUUCACCAGAAUGGCAACAAAGGAUCUGCACAAGCCUAUCUCUAUCCUCUUCUGCAACCUGGCGUUUUCCGAUCUCUUCACCAGCUUUUCUGGCUUUUGGAUUUCAAUGUUGUUCAUCACCAAUCCUGACAUUACAAUCUUUGGAUCCAAGGAUAUGCUCGCACCUUACGCCUUAUAUACCGUGUCUAUUUUAUCCACCAUCUAUAACUUGGUAAGCAUUGCAAUUGAACGUUAUCUGGCUGUGGCUGAAAGCAUGAGGACAAGAUUCAGGGUUGCUAGAAACCAGUCCAUAGCUGCAGUUUUAAUUAACUGGGUCCUUGCUUUCUUUUUGGGCUGCUUGCCAUUGAUGGGGUGGAACUGCUUGCAUAUGGAAAAAAAUCUCUCUGUCCUCUACAGUCCAUUUUGCGUCAACUACCUCAUCUUCAUCGCCAUUCCCAAUGUUGUGGUGGCUUUUAUUGUACCCCUGUUCACUUACCUUAGAAUCAUUAUCAUCUUGAGGAAAAGAAAGCUGAGGAUGAAAGCAUGUGGACAAGCUACUGGCACCUACAAAUCAGCUGAAAUCCAGGUUGCCAGAACCAGUAUUUUUAUCUGGCUCCUGACGUUGAUCUCCUACGCUCCUUUUUUCGCAGGAGUCAUAUUCGAUGCCACUAACCAUCAGUGCCACAUCGAUCUCUACCCAGGCGUCUACAUCUUUCGAAACUGCACAGCGAUGCUGAUAACCAUGAACUGUUUGGGAAACCCCAUAAUAUACACCCUGAAAGCCAAAACUCUGGGGGCUAAACUCAAGGCUCUGAAAUGCCUCUCCACCAACCGUGUCCGAGCCUGCACGGUGGAGAACAUCUAGCCGGGACCUCCCUUGGUGCAGGACUGCUGCUAUCCCCGCCACAGGCCGUGUAGUCAGAGAUCAGCGAUAGCGCCCGCAAUCCCGCCCGCUCUCGCCGCUUCAGCACCCCGCGGGCGGACAGCUCCCG
Messenger RNA from Athene cunicularia (burrowing owl), 1943 nucleotides. Its product is annotated as lysophosphatidic acid receptor 1-like. Bases 848 to 1816 code for a protein of 322 amino acids. The record is from RefSeq and is a predicted model, not a curated record. Lineage: Eukaryota; Metazoa; Chordata; Aves; Strigiformes; Strigidae. Gene Ontology annotation, molecular function: G protein-coupled receptor activity. The transcript has a single exon. Gene Ontology annotation, biological process: G protein-coupled receptor signaling pathway. Gene Ontology annotation, cellular component: membrane.